AUGAAUAUUCGAGAAUAUUCAUUGGAUGAUCAAGAAAAAUUCAAGCAAUUCUUCUAUGCAGUUGAAGGCGCAAAAAAGAAGAAGCGAGUUAUGCAAUCGUUGAAGCAUAAUUCGGCUGCCAAAGUUAUGUUGGAAGCAGGCAUUGCAGGAAUUCUGGGCAUUCAAGCACCCAAACUUAUGAAAAUGACAGCCUUGCUCAGAGAUACCGCCCUCACCUUGAUUGGAAUGACAUUAUGGGGUGCAGGUGUUGGCAUUUUGUGGUACUAUCUAUUAUGCCGAGAAUAUUCUAACGACUUGACAAAAGCGACUGAACGAGCAGUGAGCGAUUUAAGGAACAUUCGAAGCAAUGAGAAAAGUAAUGCCUGGGUUAUGGAAAAAGACGAUAAAAUUGUUGGCACUGUUGCUUUGAAGUACGAAAACGGGGAAGGCAAAGUCGGCUAUCUCACAGCUUCUAAACCAGAAGAUCGCUUGAAUCUGAUUCAGACAGCAUUUAAAUUUGGUCGAACAAAUAAGAUCAAAGUAAUCAGCAAUUGGAAGAAUGAUUGGAAAUGCCAUUUCAACAUAAAGAACCUAUCAAGGUCUAUUGACCAGUUCCCCUUGCACCACCUAUUUUCACUUACGACUACUGGCCUUCAAGUUAUUCCCGUACAAUUAGCAGCAUUGACUCAACUAACAUUUCUGGAUCUAUCCCGUAACAAAAUACAAAAAGUACCAUCAUUCAUAGAAUUUUUAAAGCAGUUGAAGCACCUCAACCUAUCUCACAAUCUUUUGGAAGAAUUACCGACGAACCUGUAUUCGUUGACAAGACUAGCAUACCUUAAUUUAUCAUCAAAUCCUCUUGCUACUUUAUCACCCAACUUGGCUCAGUUAACCAGUUUAAACAUACUUGAUUUAUCUAGGACAAGCAUCAGUUCUCUACCUGCAGAAUUACUUAGAUUAUCAACAACCACCAUAAAAACGGAGAAUUGUCAACGGUUUAUUGAUCGAUCAUUCGAACUCACGCAAGAAUUAGCUCAUGACCCGAUUAGCUUAGUAGAAACUUGUGCUCGGCAACUGCUGCAUCCCGUCUUACAACAGAUUCUAGAUAGCAAUCGUAAAUUAACAAAGAGGGAACUGCAGAAGCUUAAGAAACGGCAUCGACUGUAUUUUGAAGAGUUACCAAAUCAUCUGGUACGCUUUAUAUCACAACCUAAAGCAUGCUCUUCUUGUGGUGGUGUUUAUUUCCGAUCCUACGUGGUGCGGUACCGUAUUGUACAGAGACAACAAGACGAUAAUUGGAUUCCUAUAGAAUAUCGCCUUUGUACGGCCCAUUGGAAUACAGAAGAGGAAAGGCUAUGUAGGUUGUUUUCGGAUAUACCGAAGACCUCCUUGCCAUUUUCUGAAAAGUUGGGGCAUUUAGGAAUACUACCACGUCCUUCUAGUUGGUUUGGUAUUUGA
Mycotypha africana is the source of this 1437-nucleotide messenger RNA. RefSeq lists its product as uncharacterized. The record is from RefSeq and is a predicted model, not a curated record. Bases 1 to 1437 code for a protein of 478 amino acids. Lineage: Eukaryota; Fungi; Mucoromycota; Mucoromycetes; Mucorales; Mycotyphaceae. Gene Ontology annotation, molecular function: protein binding. The transcript is spliced from 3 exons.